Messenger RNA from Ceratitis capitata (Mediterranean fruit fly), 1328 nucleotides. Its product is annotated as glycine-rich protein DOT1. The transcript is spliced from 2 exons. The record is from RefSeq and is a predicted model, not a curated record. Bases 118 to 1236 code for a protein of 372 amino acids. Lineage: Eukaryota; Metazoa; Arthropoda; Insecta; Diptera; Tephritidae.
GUGCAGUAAUAUAAAAGCGGCAAGAUCUGUCAGAGUUCACAUUACAGUGCUCAGCUGAGUUCAGCUACACUGAUGUGAUUAUCGAGCGGAGAAGUUGAAUUCCGAAAGAAAGCCAAGAUGAGGACCGCAACGGUUCUGCUUUUAGCUGCAAUUACCUUACUCUGCUUUGCGCAGUAUAGAGCCAGCAUUAUACCCUUGACCAGUGGUGUGCAUCAAUUGCCAUAUUUGAUAACUGUGCCUAGUGUAGUGACCAUUGUUAGAGCACCAGAAGACGAUGGACAAUAUAAGCCUGUGCCCGGUCUGGAGGGCGAAUAUGUGCCCGGCGGUGAAGAUGAAGGUAUAGCGAAUAGUAUAAACGGGGCUGAUGGAGCUGGUGCUGGGGAUGGAGUAGGUGCCGGUGCUGGGGAUGAAGAUGGCGCUGGUGCCGAUGUUGGAGCUGUGGCAGCUUCAACCGGUAGUUCUGCUAGUGAUGCAAAUGGAAGUGCCGCAGGCUCCGAAACUGGUGGUAGUAGCGAAGGUAAUGGAUCGGCUGAUGGUGCUGCUAAUGCAGCUGGAAGUGAUGGCUCUAGUAAUGGUAACGGUGACUCCGGAGAUGCUAGUGAAAAUGGCGGUUCUGGUGGUGACAAUGCCAAUGGCGGUUCAAGUGCUGAUAAUGGUGGUGGUGCCGGCAGUGCUGGUGGCGAGGGAGGAAGUGGUGGCGCUGUAGGUGCUGGAGGUAAUGCAGGAGGUGGUGGCGGUGGUGGAGCUGGUAGUGCGAAUGGAGCUGGUGGAAUUGGCGGUAGCGGUGGUGCAAGCAGUAGUAGCGGUGCCGCUGGUGGUGGUGGAGCUGGUGGUGGUGGUGCGUCUAGCGUUGGAGCUGGAGGUGGUGGUGGCGGUGGUGGAGCCAGUGGCACCGCAGGAGCAGGAGGUGGCGGUGGUGCCGGUGGCGCAGGAGCUGGUGGCAGCGGUGGUGCAGGAGGAUCCGGCGGUACUGGAGGGAGUGGAGGUGGCGGUGGUGGCGCUGGAGGUGGUGGUGGAGGAGGAGCAGGUACUGGUGCUGCUGGUGGCGGUGGUGGAGGAGGUGCUGGUGCUGCUGGUGGUGGUGGCGGCGGUGGUGGAGCUGGUGCUGCUGGUGGUGCUACUCGUAGCGAUGGUAGUGCCGGCAUUACAGGCGCAAACGGUGCGGAUGCCUGGGGUGGUGGCGCAGGUGGGGCUGGUGGUGCAGGUGCUCCCGCUUUACCUUGGAUAUAUGUAUAAAUUAGAGAAUCAUAUAAAGAACACUAAAGCUCUAUAAAAUUACUCGAAGCAAUGGAAAUGUGAUUGUAAUUAUAUACAUAUAUACAUAUAUA